Molecule: messenger RNA, 3045 nt
Organism: Trematosphaeria pertusa
Lineage: Eukaryota; Fungi; Ascomycota; Dothideomycetes; Pleosporales; Trematosphaeriaceae
Product: ARM repeat-containing protein
Exons: 7
Coding region: 1-3045 (1014 amino acids)
Biological process (GO): protein import into nucleus
Cellular component (GO): nuclear membrane; cytoplasm
Source: RefSeq, a predicted model, not a curated record
AUGGCGGAAAAUCUAGCUCAAUCAUCCCAGGCUCUCCCGCUUAGUCUCGAGGAGAUAGAGGGCCUUGUCAAGACGCUGUAUGACCCUGGUCAUGCAAAGAAGAUACCCGAAACGGAAGCUACUUUACGCGUCUUACAGCGCUCACCGCAAGGGUGGGAAAUCGGCGAUGCUCUUCUCAACAGCAGCGACGAGAAUGCUCGCUUCUUCGGCGCCCUGACGCUCACAAUCAAACUCAACGCAGACUCUGCCGCAUUGAGUGAGCAAGACUCUGAACAGCUUCUCUCGAAGCUCAUCCACCACCUCGUUACGCACCCGACAUCUUCCCCAGCUACUCGGAAGCUAUGCUCGACUCUUGCGCAGUACUUCACCAAACCCAUCUCCAGUUGGACCCAGUGCAUACGGAGUCUAGCCGUUUCGUUUGCAUCACAGCAGCCGGUGUUGGACGGCGCGCUUGAUAGCCAUCCUUCAACAUGGGACGUCCUGCCUCAGCUGCCAGAUGAGCGGCUUCUCGUCUUGCUUGAAUUUGCCAUGAAUUUGGCGGACGAGGCGAAGAAGUUGUCAAAUAACCCAGAUCGAAAGCCACACGAACGCAUGAUCGCGAACGUGGAGAGCAUAGAAGUUCUGCUUCAGGUUGCAUUCGGACGGGGCAUCAAGUACCUCUCAGCGCCGGUAGCUGUUCCUGGCCACGAGCAGUCUUUGCAACUCGGAGAAAAGAUAUGUGUGGCAUCGUUGAAGUGCUUCAUUGGCUGGGUAUUCUAUGCGCAGUCUGAGUUUAAAGAGGUCCCAGAGAAGCUCAAGUACCUCCGUUCUAUUACCGAACUCGCCCUGGCAUGCCUCGAAUACCACGUCGAUGACGCAAUGGAAGUCAUUGCCGAAGUGCUGGAGAGUUAUCCGAGCUUCUUCGAGCCUAAACAUCAAGAAAUGCUAUGGUCCGUGGUAACAGGUCAAUGGGGCCUUGAGAUACUGAAGACACUCGACGCUGAGACUGUGUCGCUGGCAAGGAUCAUUGUCGCCUAUGGGCAAGAGCUGAUCGAGUCCAAAAAGCUGUAUCAACAACCAGAAAACCCGCAUCAUCAGCAAGUGCUGUCCAUUCUGCAUGACCUGCUAAAAUAUCCUGAGCCGGUCGGCGUUGAGGACGAAGUCGCCCUUGUAGUGCUGGACUUCUGGAGUAACUAUGUCACCACCGUCGCCGAAGAGUCAUUCCUCUAUUUAGAGGGAGAAGAACUCCCCACUUGGAUGCCGCUUGCGAAGAGUAAUGUCUUUCAAGUCAUUUCGGAACUGGUGCAGAAGAUCACUUAUCCUCCUGCGGAGGUCACGAAGUCAUGGGACACGGACUCUAAGAAGAUAUUCAAGGUCUUUCGCAUGGACGUCCGCGACAUAACCAUGGAAGCUUUCGAACUCUUGCGCAAUGAUUUAACAGGGCAAUUCAUCGACUUUGCCAUACGUGCGCUAGAGGCGAGCAACUGGCUGGAGCUUGAAGCAGGGCUAUUCUGCUUAAUCUCGGUCGCUGAUGCCUUGACCGGCGUCGAUGACAAGCUGAGUCAACUCUUCGAACGGCCACUGUUCGCGACAAUAGCUGAGAACGCGAACAUCCCCGCUGUAACGCGAAGGACUGCCGUCGACCUGGUAGCAGCUCUCAAUCACUUCUUCCUGCGCAAGCCGCGCUUCCUACCUCAAGUCCUGCCCUUCCUACUCACUGCUUUGGCUCAACCAUCUUUGGCGCAUGGGGCGGCUAAGUCAUUUGCUUCUCUCUGCUCCGAAUGCAGGAAAUCUCUUACAGGCGAACUCAGCUCAUUUUUCCAGAUGUAUGAGCAGUUUCUCACCUACCCGACGGCGGAGGAGUUCACUAAGAGCAAGGUCCUUGAAGGCAUCGCAGCGAUUGUCCAAGCCUUAGACACAGAAGAGGAACAGCUUGCUGGGGUGCAACACCUCUUCCAGUAUGUUGCCCAUGAUGCGAUGCAGGCCGUCAACCUUGCAAAAGAGGGCAACGACUCGGAGCAAGGACAGGUGCUGGCCAUGGCAACUCUCAAGUGUCUCUCCUGCAUUGGAAAAGCGCUUCAAGCGUCAGACGAAGACGUCGUAGACCUGUCGUUGGAACACAACGAAUCGACCUUCUGGGUGCAAGGCCCUGGAAAAGAGAUCCAGAACCAAAUCAUCAACUUCAUCAACUACUUGACUCAGGUCUUCCUCGCGAGCGACGAGAUCAUCGAAUCAUCCUGUAAUGUCCUCCGCGCGGGGUUCAAGGAGAUGGGGCCAGGCGCUUUCGUCCUGCCGCCGUCUGCAGCUAUCGACUAUAUCGAGAGAACAACGCUCCAGACGCCGAGGCUUCCAUAUGUCUUAGAAACAGCGUGCUGCUGGAUUUCUUCGCACAAGGAAUCCCCCGAGUUCGAGGCGCAGGCUCAACGGCUGCUCCACUACGACCUUAGCAUCAUGCAAGCACUCCAGCAUCCAAGGAAUGAUCCAGAAGUCUCUGUUGGCUGUAUCGAGCUCAUCCAGAAAUUCAUCACCCAAAAUGCUUCCAUUCUCAAGAAUGAGCAUCCGGAUAUCCUUAAGGGCAUGUUCGACUUCUCGGUUGAAUGUAUUAAAUCGCCUGAAGUGCUACCAAAGCGUGCGUCGGCUGCGCUGUGGAAAGAAAUCUUUGAGAAGACCGGCAGUACCGGACACAAAGAUCAGGCAACAUGCCAAGAUAUUGUCAAUCACUUUGGACAGGCCGUUACCUUCGCGCUUAUGUCCAACAUCUGCGGUGAAGUUGAUUACACAAGCCUCGAGCAUAUUCAGGCACCUCUUCGGAAGCUCAUUCAGUUCGACCGGCACGCAAAGACGUAUAUUACAGCGGCGCUGGCGGAGAACCCGCUUUUACAGCGCGUUCAAGGUGAUCCAGCGACGCAGGACAUGGUACGCAAGUUCAUUGAGAGCGUGAUGAGGAAUGCCAAGAGCUUCACUGCCUUCAAGGAAGCUGUCAAGACCUUUUGGCAGAGCUGCAAGCAGUUGCAGAUGCAAUACGCGCCGCAGAUAAUGCAUCAUGCCCAUCGAUUCAACUACUAG